CGUGAGAGACGCAGGAGGACAGACAGCUGCCUCAUUUAGAGACACUUCAGAGUCCACGUACUGACGGUACAAGAGGAGGACACCCUCACACCUGAUGAGACAGAGACAAACAGAGACACACCCCUCGUCCACACAGAGGGUUUGACUGUUAUUCCAGGGUCUGCAUGUGACCAGCACUUCACCUCCUGUCCUCUGAUGGAGAAGUAAACUUAAAGCGGAGAAAAGGAGCUGUUUAUGGCACAAGACAACUGUGCUGCGUCUGUGCUGGAUUCACACGGCGAUGUUUGAUGUUUUGCUGAUCUUUCAGGCAACAGCUUUAUUGGUGAAUAAUCUGCUGCUCUGGUGACUGUUUCCCAGCAGACCUCGUGGCUCCCAUGCAUUGCUGAAAGGGGAAAACCUAGGAUGGAUGAACCACCCCGUGCAGCUCUGAGGCAUCACAGUUCCACAUUGUCAACCGCAACAACUUCACUCUUCUCGGCACCUCUGCACACACUGACACAACCAGCUGCUUCAAAGCCACUGCUGACCUCAACACCGACACGGGGUGACGCGCUUUCAGAAUGUUGUUAAGAUUCCGUCGCAUACGCCGAUGCCAGUUUCUACAGCUGAUGACCACCUGCCUGGUGCUGUCCGUGGUGAUGGUUUGCUGGGAGCAGCUGAACACAAACGUCGUCAGCCACAUCAAGUCCUACUCCUAUCGCUACCUAAUCAACCAGUUCAUGGACAUCAACAAGAGCUUCACCAUCCCACGUGAGGAGGCGAGAAGGUUCAGCGACUUCCACUACCUGCUGGACCACCCGGAUAAGUGCACUGGACAGGACGUCCUCCUCCUCCUCUUUGUCAAAUCGUCGCCAAAUAACAUUGAGAGACGACAUGCCAUCAGAUCUACCUGGGGGAAUGAGGCCUACAUCCAGAAAAGUCUUGGAGUGACAGUCAAGGUGUUGUUUGCCUUAGGAGCCCCUUUCACAAACAAGGACAAGCCAAUGUGGAGUGACACCAGUGAGUUGGGCUUUCAAAAGCAGCUCAUCUUCGAGGACCAGCUCUAUGGGGAUAUAAUUCAACAGGACUUCUUAGACACUUUUCACAACCUGACCCUGAAGCUGAUCAUGCAGUUCCACUGGAUGCACAGCCGCUGUGCACACGCCCGCUUCCUCAUGACGGCCGAUGACGACAUCUUUGUCCACAUGCCCAACCUGGUGAGCUACCUGCAGGACGUGAGCAACAGGGGUGUCACGCAAUUCUGGAUUGGCCGAGUGCACAGAGGGGCCCCGCCCAUCCGCAGGAAAGACAGCAAGUACUACAUGUCCUUUGAUAUGUACCGCUGGAUAUCGUACCCUGACUACACGGCGGGGGCCGGGUAUGUUAUCUCCAGCGACGUGGCGGACAAAGUCUAUCAAGCCACUUUGACCAUGAACGCCUCUCUUUACAUAGAUGAUGUGUUCAUGGGCAUAUGUGCCAACGCCAUUGGUGUCACACCGCAGGAUCAUUUCUUUUUCUCAGGAGAGGGCAAAGCACUUUACCACCCGUGCAUCUAUGACAAGAUGAUGACCUCACAUGGUCACGUGGAGGAUAUCCAUGGCUUGUGGAAGGCGGCAACACACCCGCAGGUCAAAAGGGGGAGCUCUGGAGUCUUUGGCAGGCUGUAUUGCACAGCUGUGAAAAUGGCUCUUCUUUGUAAACCUUACUAUCUCAACACUUACCCCUGCAAAGCAGCCUUUUUGUAGAUUAUUCAGGUUUGGAUGUGUGUCAGUACGUGCUAUAGAGAAACUUUGGACCAGUGCUGCAAUUAUUACCUCAGUCGUUUUAGCUGGACACCCAUGUCUGUCAAAAGACCGCCAUGUGGUCCGAGUUGCAGGAAGCGAAGAGAUUGCAUGAUGCGCUUUUCCACUACAUAGUCCUGAAACGACACGGCACGACACGGUUUGGUUCGUCUUCCAUUACUAUAGUACCUCCUCAACAUGGGCGGAGUCAUCACUGCACGAAA
Solea senegalensis (Senegalese sole) is the source of this 1984-nucleotide messenger RNA. RefSeq names its product lactosylceramide 1,3-N-acetyl-beta-D-glucosaminyltransferase A-like. Gene Ontology annotation, cellular component: membrane. Gene Ontology annotation, biological process: brain development. Bases 561 to 1724 code for a protein of 387 amino acids. The transcript has 2 exons. The record is from RefSeq and is a predicted model, not a curated record. Lineage: Eukaryota; Metazoa; Chordata; Actinopteri; Pleuronectiformes; Soleidae.